UUUUGGCUGUUGUCAUUAGUCUUCGCCACGUCCAUUCGCCACGGCAGCUGCAACACUCGUCAACCUUCACUCUCAACAGCAUCAACUGUUUCCAGUUUCCACUUUCAGUCUUUCACAAAUAAUAUAAUUAAGGCAGGAAGAGAUCAAGAGAGUUUUCCUAUGGAUCGCAUCGAGCUAAUUCACUCUUGAAAUUUGAUUGCAUUUUCUCGGGAAAAAAAAAUGUUGGAUGAAAUGCUGGAAAAGGACAAUUAUUGAAGGAGUAGAUUUCGAGUAUUCUUUUUUCUCCCUUUUCUUCUUCUUCUUCUUUUUUUUUUUUUUUUUUUAAGCAGUUUUCCGGUUGCUUUGGAUCUUGAGUUCUAGGGCACGUAAUGUGCAAUCUGGCGCGAUUUGCGGCGUCGAGCCUCCACCGCCAAUUGAGGCUUUUCUCGACUACGAUUCCUGGUGCGUGUAUUAUACACAAGCGUGGUGCUGAUAUUCUUCACGAUCCUUGGUUCAACAAGGAUACGGGGUUUCCUUUGUCAGAAAGAGAUAGAUUAGGACUCCGUGGCCUCCUUCCACCUCGUGUAAUAUCAUUUGAGCAGCAAUAUGCUCGUUUUAGAUUAGUUUGUCAAAAUUACUCAGGGUUAUUUAGACGCCCACGUGGGAUGUAUUUCAGUGCAAAGGAUAAGGGAGAGAUGAUGUCUAUGAUCUAUAACUGGCCAGCUCCCCAGGUAGACAUGAUAGUUGUCACAGAUGGAAGUCGUAUUCUUGGUCUUGGUGAUCUUGGAGUUCAGGGCAUUGGAAUAGCUAUUGGAAAACUUGAUAUGUAUGUUACUGCUGCUGGUAUCAACCCACAACGAAUACUCCCAGUUAUGCUAGAUGUUGGUACUAACAAUCAAAAGCUACUUGAAGACCGGCCUUACUUAGGGGUUAGACAACCAAGGUUGGAAGGUGAAGAAUAUUUAUUGAUUGUUGAUGAAUUCAUGGAAGCAGUUUUCAAAUGUUGGCCCAAGGCUAUCAUACAGUUUGAGAAUUUUCAAAUGAAGUGGGCCUUUGAAACUCUGAAACGGUAUCAGAAAAGGUUUUGCGUGUUCAAUGAUGACAUACAGGGGACUGCUGGUGUUGCACUUGCGGGAUUAUUGGGAACUGUUAGAGCACAAGGUCAACCAUUGGCUGACUUUGUAAACCAAAAGAUAGUUGUUGUGGGAGCUGGAAGUGCAGGGUUGGGUGUUCUUAACAUGGCGGUGCAGGCUGUUUCAAAGAUGACAGGAAAUAAUGAAACAGCUGCACGCAAUUUUUUCCUAAUUGAUAAAGAUGGUGCUAUGUUGCUUGAAGUGGUUAAAAAGGUCAAGCCCCAUGUGCUGCUUGGUUUGUCAGGAGUUGGUGGCAUCUUCAAUGAGGAGUUCCUCUCAAGUUUCAGUUAUAAUAAAAAACACGUGCUGAAGGCCAUGCGAGAAUCUGAUUCAAAAAAACCUGCAAUUUUUGCCAUGUCAAAUCCCACCUUGAAUGCUGAAUGUACUGCUGCCGAUGCAUUUAACCAUGCUGGUGAAAACAUAAUCUUUGCAAGUGGAAGCCCUUUUCAAAAUGUUGAUCUAGGCAAUGGUAAAGUAGGUCAUGUAAAUCAAGCAAAUAACAUGUACCUGUUCCCUGGGAUUGGCCUAGGAACUCUGCUCUCAGGUGCACGUUUUAUAACAGAUGGAAUGUUGCAAGCAGCUGCUGAAUGUCUUGCAUCUUAUAUGACAGAUGAAGAGAUUCAAAAGGGCAUCUUGUACCCAUCUACCGAUAGUGUUCGGCAUAUUACAGCAGAGGUUGGAGCAGCUGUUCUGCGAGCAGCUGUUAGUGAAGAAUUGGCAGAAGGGCAUGGUGAUGUGGGUGCCAGGGAGCUCAUGCACAUGUCAAAAGAGGAGACAGUUGAUUACAUCACGCGCAAUAUGUGGUACCCUGUUUACAGUCCUCUUGUUCACGAGAAGUAGGCGAACAAUUAUUUGAUUCCAUUUUAGAGACUAGUUAUGGUUAAUUCUAUGUGAAUUGCAGUCAGAAGUUGUGCAGGCAAAGUGCAAAUUCAUUUUAGCCAUUGCUCUCUAUCAUAUUUUCAAGAGAGACGAAUAAAGGAGAUCCAUCAAGGUUCUUUCCAAUUCAGAAGCUGUAGAAAAGCUCAAAGAAUCAGGACUGUAUUCUACUCUAUGAGUUAUAAUCAUCACUUAAAAACUUCUUAAUACCUAUCAAGUCAUUGU
Rubroshorea leprosula is the source of this 2213-nucleotide messenger RNA. Lineage: Eukaryota; Viridiplantae; Streptophyta; Magnoliopsida; Malvales; Dipterocarpaceae. The record is from the annotation of a GenBank genome assembly.